This is a messenger RNA of Emiliania huxleyi CCMP1516, 1229 nucleotides long. RefSeq lists its product as hypothetical. The transcript has a single exon. Bases 14 to 1063 code for a protein of 349 amino acids. The record is from RefSeq and is a predicted model, not a curated record. Lineage: Eukaryota; Haptophyta; Isochrysidales; Noelaerhabdaceae. Gene Ontology annotation, cellular component: membrane. Gene Ontology annotation, molecular function: hydrolase activity, acting on carbon-nitrogen (but not peptide) bonds, in linear amides. Gene Ontology annotation, biological process: ceramide metabolic process.
CGACAUCCUUUCGAUGAACAGCACCGGCACUGAAUGGCUGCGUUCGAUCCGCUCGGGCGGCUUCUGCGAGUCCCUCUUGGCGCUCUCAAACCGCACCGGCCCUUGGCCCGAAGAGCCGCCAUUCGUGGGCGAGCGUCCCGGCAAGCUUGAGCCAGGUGCGGCGGCGACCGCGGCAUUCAUCAUUUUUCUCGGUGGGUAUGAGCUGUUGACCGCCAGACACUCGAUCCCGGUGGCCCGCUAUCUGAACAUCCUGAUCCUGCUCAAUGGCAUCACAUCGAUGAUGAAUCACAUCACCCACAACGUCUAUUUCGACUUCUGGGAUGGCGCGAGCAUGAUCCUGGCGGUGAAUCUUGCUGCUGCGCUGUGGUUCGAGACGCUGGUCGAGCUCGUGUGGCCACGGUGGUGCUCGUGCUGCGUGUCCGCCGGGCCGUCGCUACGCACCGUCUGCAUCGGGUGCGUCUGGCUGCUCGUCUGCGCGGUCAUGACGCCGCUCGGCAUGACAAGGGUCGCGCCGUUUGGCGGGCUGCUUGCGAUCCCCGGAAGCUUUGUGCUAUUCUUCAACCUACCGAUCCUCUUGAUGGUGCUCACCGCGGCGGCGAUGCUACACUGCGGCAUGUCGCACAUGAUCCAACCCACGGGCUCGCACCUGGUCUCGACCGCCACAUCGGACGAGCCGGCGGGGCUUUGCGAGGGCGACCAGAAGGACUCGCCUGCGCCUGCUUCCGAAUGGGCGCUGCUGGGCGCGGCACGCGUGUACCUCUGGGUCGGGGUGGCGUCGUAUCUCUUCGGCUUCGUCUGCUGGAACGUCGUCGAGCAGGGCUGCGACGCCAUGCCCGACGGCUUUCGUGCCAUCGGCCACGCGAUUUGGCACCUCGGCGCCGCGUACGGCCUGCACUGCCUCUUCUGCCUCCUCAUCUUCUUCCGCGCCGUUCUCGAUGCGCGGCGCUUCGACGGCCGGUGGCGCUUCCGCUUCCGCUCGAGCCCGUCCACGUUGCUUCGCGUGUGGCUCUGCGUCUUGCCGGUGCCGGAGGUGCUGGAGCCCCCGCUAGGCAUGUCGGUAUGACAUGGCCGCGCAUGAGGUUUCACCCUCUCGGGGAAGGGCGGGAAUCGCAAAGGCAAGGUGCUGACGGACAGAGAACGAGUUUUGCCUGCCGAUCGAUAUGUAGAUGUGUCGCCGCUCCAGAGGUCGUGUGGCUGUGCAUUAAGAUACCUACCACUUAGCAAGAAAC